CCAAGAUACAUUCUGAUGAUAAGCAAAAUGUUUCACAUUGUAAUUCCCAUCACCCUGGUAACAUCUGUUGUUGCUGCAUCAUUUCACACAGAUCUGGACCAACAGUGGACAAAUUUUAAAAGUGUUUACAAAAAACAGUACGAUGUAAAAGAAGAGGGCGUACGACGCCUCGUCUUCGAAGAGAACGUGGCUCGUAUUGCAAAACACAAUCUUGAGGCAGAUCUCGGAAUCCAGGCUUACCAACUGGGACUAAAUAUCUAUGCUGAUCUGACUAGUGAGGAGUUUGUGAAGCAAAUCGUCGGAUUCAGGAGGUUCAACCAAACCAGGAAGAUCAAGGAUGCCUUCAUUUCUCCCCGAAACGUCAUGAUUCCUGAUGAGGUCGACUGGAGAGACAAAAAAGUGGUGACUGAAGUUAAGGACCAGGGAUCCGAAUAUUACAGCUGGACUUUCUCUGUUACUGGAUCAGUCGAGGGACAACAUGCACUGAAGACCGGAAAGUUAGUCUCCUUGAGUGAGGAACAUUUACAGGACUGCUGCCCAAACUGCACCAUUUUCUAUGACGAAAGUCUAAUUGAUUGUGGAUUCCAAUGCAUCAUCGAUAACAAGGGGAUUGACAGGGAAGGCUGCUUUAUGUGCAAAAAGCUGUACAAUGGGCUAUCUGAACUCCGGAUUGUCGCAGUCGGUGGAAUCUACAAUGACUCAUCUUGCAGUAGUUCAAUCCUGAACCACGAAAUGCUGAUCGUUGGUUACGGUGUAGAGAAUGGCAAGGACUACUGGCUGGUGAAGAACAGCUGGGGCAAAAGUUGGGGUGAGGAAGGAUACAUCAAGAUGAGUAGAAACAUGAACAACCAGUGUGGUAUCGCUACGCUGGCUAGCUAUCCUACUGUUUAAAGUCUUUGGGGUUUAGAUUAAGUAACCAAUGUGACAAAUUAAAUCAAUAUUCCGUGAAAAUUGAAAGUAAAGCAUGAAAACAAAAUAAUUUUAUUAGAAGACAUAUGUGGUGUUAGAUAAAUUUGAUGUAUAAAACUGAUGUUGCAAUAAGUAGCAUACAUAAUAUCAUAAAUAAUACUCAAAAUCUCAUGAUUUUUCUAGACAUUUUAGAUUAGUUCCGGUCUCUGUUGAGACGAUUCAUUACUAAGGAUUUUGUUAUAGAAGCUUUAGAAAUGUCAUAUUCCCUCGAAUUUUAAUAACAUUUAACAUGAUCAUUAUAUCACUCACAUAUGAAAGUUAAUAAAACUUAGUUCUUUGAGUAAACAAAUUCUCAUAAAAUGGUUAAGUUGCUCAAAAUAUACGUGUUAAAAGUAAUUAUUAAGACAACGUUUAGUUUUGAUGCAUGAACUUGUUAACAGUGUUGAAACAUGAUUGAAGCAAUAUACAGUAGAAUGUUAUCAACUGACACAGAAACAUAGAAAAAUACAGUUGGUCAACUGAUUCUUGUUAAAAAUGUGAAAAAGAAUAUUUAAGUUUUUCCAGUACUGUUAAAUGUUUCUGUUUUUCUUAUUUUAAAACUUAUCUUUUCAGCAGUAUUUGAAACACAUUUCUGGAUUAUACAUAAUAAAUGUUACUUAUUCGUUUCCUA
This is a messenger RNA of Limulus polyphemus (Atlantic horseshoe crab), 1579 nucleotides long. Its product is annotated as cathepsin S-like. The record is from RefSeq and is a predicted model, not a curated record. The transcript has 9 exons. Bases 16 to 891 code for a protein of 291 amino acids. NCBI's taxonomy places the organism in Eukaryota, Metazoa, Arthropoda, Merostomata, Xiphosura, Limulidae. Gene Ontology annotation, cellular component: lysosome. Gene Ontology annotation, molecular function: cysteine-type endopeptidase activity. Gene Ontology annotation, biological process: immune response.